Molecule: messenger RNA, 417 nt
Organism: Gilbertella persicaria
Lineage: Eukaryota; Fungi; Mucoromycota; Mucoromycetes; Mucorales; Choanephoraceae
Exons: 4
Coding region: 1-417 (138 amino acids)
Source: RefSeq, a predicted model, not a curated record
AUGAAAGAAGCUGGCUAUGAAAUAAUUGGAUAUGCUAGAAAGUCGAAAGUAUUUUUGUUGAACCUAAUGGUUGAAAAACUAAAGACAAGGUCACUGGCAGAUAGAGUGUUUAUCAGUCCGAAUUCUUUUGCAGGCGAUCCAUUUAACAAAAGAGGUGAAAACAAAAGAGAAGAGCUGAUGUCUCACAUAAUUGCAAAUGGAGACACUCAAGAUAUGUUAAGAUACAUAUCUGACAAAAAGAAGAAAGUAAUACUUGUUACUAUUGACUAUGCGGUCUUAACCACAAAUUGUGAAGACAUGAAAAGCUUUUUGAGCAGCAUUAAAGAAAUUGCUAUAGACCUCAUACCAUCACAGAACAAAGUCAAAAUGUAUACCAGUCAAGAACUUUUAUUAAAAUAUGGAUAUAUUAUAUAUUGA